CUCGCUGAAAGUCGAGCUUACGCGGUUCGCCGUUCAAGCGCAGCGCUAACCACACUGUGCGUCCACUUUGCCCCGUAGGACCGACAAAAAAUAUGCAAAAAUAUGAGAAACUCGAGAAAAUAGGAGAAGGUACUUAUGGCACAGUAUUCAAGGCGAAAAAUCGCGAGACACACGAAAUCGUUGCACUCAAGAGAGUCCGCCUCGACGAUGAUGACGAAGGUGUUCCUUCUUCGGCGCUCAGAGAAAUCUGCUUGCUCAAAGAACUUAAACACAAAAAUAUUGUUCGAUUGUACGAUGUACUUCAUAGUGAUAAGAAACUUACUCUAGUCUUUGAACAUUGCGAUCAGGAUCUCAAGAAAUACUUUGAUAGUCUUAAUGGAGAAAUUGAUCUGGAUGUUGUCAAAUCAUUCCUUUACCAGUUACUUAGGGGUCUGGCAUUUUGUCAUAGUAGAAAUGUCCUUCAUAGGGAUCUUAAACCUCAAAACUUACUCAUCAACAAGAAUGGUGAGUUAAAGCUUGCAGACUUUGGGCUAGCAAGAGCUUUUGGUAUUCCAGUGAAAUGUUAUUCAGCCGAAGUAGUAACUCUUUGGUACCGUCCACCAGAUGUCCUGUUUGGGGCAAAACUUUAUACUACAUCAAUUGACAUGUGGAGUGCAGGUUGUAUAUUUGCUGAGUUGGCCAAUGCUGGUCGUCCUUUAUUCCCUGGCUCAGAUGUUGAUGAUCAAUUAAAAAGAAUAUUCAAAAUGUUGGGUACACCAACUGAAGAAACUUGGCCAGAAAUGACUACUCUUCCAGAUUAUAGACCUUUCCCACAAUAUCAUCCUACUCAAGGUUUAGCUCAAGUGACACCCAAACUUCCACCUAAAGGAAAAGAUCUUCUCCAGAGAUUAUUAGUAUGUAAUCCAGCUCUUCGAUUAUCAGCAGAAGAAGCAAUGGCUCACCCUUACUUUAAUGACCUGAAUCCUGCCAUUCGAAAUGACAGAUGCCAAUAACACGUUCCAAUUCUAGAUUAACACUGCUGACAAUUCAACAGCACCAGACCAAUUAUGUGUGUAUAGAGCGGCAAUGAUCGCGAUAAUGAGUCCGCAGGUGGCAGUCAAUGCGGCUGCACUCAACAAGAUCAGUUUGCUUGGUGUUACAAAAAGCUGCGCCUUCCAUCGCGAGGGGUCCGUCACAGGGUUCGGUAUGACCAC
This is a messenger RNA of Phymastichus coffea, 1193 nucleotides long. RefSeq names its product cyclin-dependent kinase 5 (gene Cdk5). NCBI's taxonomy places the organism in Eukaryota, Metazoa, Arthropoda, Insecta, Hymenoptera, Eulophidae. The record is from RefSeq and is a predicted model, not a curated record. Gene Ontology annotation, molecular function: ATP binding; cyclin-dependent protein serine/threonine kinase activity. Gene Ontology annotation, biological process: axonogenesis; protein phosphorylation; synaptic vesicle transport. The transcript has 7 exons. Gene Ontology annotation, cellular component: cytoplasm; nucleus. The coding region runs from base 93 to 992 and encodes 299 amino acids.